CGCCCAGUGCUUGGUAGUCUAUUCCACCGUUAUACGAGAGAAGGAGAGAGCAUCCACCUGCGUGGAGAGCAACCUCACAGCAUGGAUGCGUUAAAAUCAGCCGGGAGAGCCAUCAUCAAGAGCCCGGGAGUUCCACGCCACACAUGGGGCACUUCCAAACACGAAAAACUCCCUGAGAAUUGGACGGACACCAAGGAGACUCUUCUGGAGGGCAUGGUGUUCAAUGUGAAGUACCUUGGCAUGACACUGGUGGGCCAGCCCAAAGGAGAAGACAUGGCUGCAGCAGCCAUCAGGAGGAUUGUCACCACGGCCCGGGCCAGUACCAAGAAGUUCCGUAAGGUGACGCUGACCGUGUCCCCCAAAGGGAUCGUCAUCUCCGACACAGAGACAGGAGAGCUCGUGGAGAACGUCUCCAUCUACAGAAUCUCGUACUGUACGGCCGACAAGACGCAGGACAAGGUGUUCGCCUACGUCUCCCAGAGCCAGUUCAACGAGACGCUGGAGUGCCACGCCUUCCUCUGUCAGAAGAAGAAAAUAGCACAGGCAGUCACACUCACCGUAGCGCAGGCCUUCAAAGUCGCUCUAGACCUCUGGGAAAUCGCACAAGAAGACAAAGGAAAGAAAGCGCGCAUGUGCUGUUCCUGCUCAGACACGAACCCCCAGACAGAGAACACAAGAACGCACACCUCUCCCGUCUCUGCAGACUCUGAGAAGGUGCCGUCCCUGAGCCUGGCCGAGAGACUGCGGAAGCCGUUCCUGUCCACCUCCCUCCAUUCGCCGUCGCCGCGCAGCAACCCCACCAAGAGGCGGCCAAUCAAACACGACUCCUGGGAUGUGGAGGACGGUUUAGAUGAUGCCUUCUCAAGCAAUAUGGAGGUAGAUGAGAUGGAGCCAGGAGGAGGUGGUGGUGGUGUGAUGGCUGUUAUUUGGGAGGCUGAGCUGAAGCAUCUGACUCUAUGUCACCUGAUGCAUCACUAUAUAUGCAAAACUGUGCUGUUACUACUGGCGGAGUCCCGCACCGGACCGUCGCUGCCUGAAUCUACAGGUCUGACUCUAACAGCAGCCGACCUGGAAGACUUACUGUCAGGCAGCGAUGAGGACGACUGGUGA
Messenger RNA from Engraulis encrasicolus (European anchovy), 1110 nucleotides. RefSeq names its product low density lipoprotein receptor adapter protein 1. The coding region runs from base 82 to 1110 and encodes 342 amino acids. The transcript has 12 exons. Lineage: Eukaryota; Metazoa; Chordata; Actinopteri; Clupeiformes; Engraulidae. The record is from RefSeq and is a predicted model, not a curated record.